Molecule: messenger RNA, 240 nt
Organism: Penicillium egyptiacum
Lineage: Eukaryota; Fungi; Ascomycota; Eurotiomycetes; Eurotiales; Aspergillaceae
Source: the annotation of a GenBank genome assembly
AUGUCUGACCACCAGUACAAGUUCAAUGUGACUAUGACCUGCGGCGGAUGCUCCGGCGCAGUCGAGCGUGUCCUCAAGAAGCUGGAAGGUGUCAAGACCUUCGAUGUCAGCCUCGAGACCCAGACGGUCAAUGUCACCACCGAGCCCACUCUUUCCUACGAUGACGUGCUGGAGAAGAUCAAGAAGACCGGCAAGACUGUGAACAGUGGAGAGGCGGAUGGGGAGAGCAAGGAGGUCUAG